AGCUCGUGUUUUUACACUUUCAAGAGCUGGCCACACUGAGUUAAGUGUGUCAUCGUCAUCCGCCCCAGCAGCAUUAAAUUGAGUUGACAGCAGUAAUAAAUGUGUUUCUAACUCAGUAUCGGUGGUGAACGAAAUUAAACAAACGGGGCGCCAUCAACAAAAUGAGGCUGAAAAGUUAUACGAAGGCAGCCUCAGCAGCCGCAACAACAGCGACAACGACAAUUUACCUCAUCUUCCUGCUAAGCAGCAACAGCGUAGGAAAUGUGCAAGCAGAUGCCUUCAGUGAUUACUUCUCCGACUAUGAAUGCAACCAGCAGCUAAUGGAGCGAGCCGCUUUAACAGCUACCUCAUCGCUAAACGAUCGUGGUCCGGAAAAGGCCCGUUUAAAUGGAAAUGCUGCUUGGACACCAGUUGAGAAUACCUAUAAUCAUUUUCUAACACUCGAUUUGGGUGAGCCGCGUAUGGUUCGCAAGAUCGCGACUAUGGGACGCAUGCACACUGAUGAAUUUGUUACGGAAUAUAUUGUACAAUAUUCCGAUGAUGGUGAAUUUUGGCGUUCGUACGUUAAUCCUACUAGCGAACCGCAGAUGUUCAAAGGCAAUUCAGAUGGCAAUUCCAUACACUACAAUGUUUUCGAAGUGCCCAUUAUAGCACAAUGGGUUCGCAUUAAUCCCACACGCUGGCAUGAUCGAAUUUCGAUGCGUGUUGAGCUCUAUGGUUGUGAUUAUAUUUCGGAGAAUUUGUAUUUCAAUGGCACUGGAUUGGUACGCUAUGAUCUGCGACGUGAGCCAAUUACCUCGACCCGGGAAUCCAUACGUUUUCGCUUCAAGACGGCAUUCGCCAACGGCGUUUUAAUGUACUCGCGAGGAACUCAGGGCGAUUACUAUGCCCUUCAAUUGAAGGAUAACAAAAUGAUAUUGAAUUUGGAUUUGGGCUCAAACGUAAUGACCUCCCUGUCUGUGGGUAGUCUGCUUGAUGAUAAUGUUUGGCAUGAUGUGGUUAUAUCGCGUAAUCGUCGUGACAUAAUCUUCUCUGUGGAUCGUGUGAUAGUACGUGGAAAGAUAAAGGGUGAAUUUAGUCGUCUGAAUUUGAAUCGGGAAUUGUAUUUGGGCGGCGUACCCAAUGUCCAGGAGGGUCUUAUUGUUCAGCAAAAUUUCUCCGGUUGCAUGGAAAAUCUUUAUUUGAAUUCCACCAACUUUAUUCGCAACAUGAAGGAUAGCUAUGAAUUGGGCGAGGCCUAUCUGUAUCAGAAGGUUAAUACCAUCUAUGCCUGUCCCUCACCACCCAUUUAUCCAGUGACCUUUACCACACGUGGCUCCUAUGUACGCCUUAAGGGAUACGAGAACUCGCAACGAUUGAAUGUUUCCUUCUACUUCCGUACCUAUGAGGAGAGUGGCGUGAUGUUACAUCAUGAUUUCUAUAGUGGUGGCUAUAUCAAAGUUUUCCUCGAGUUUGGUAAAGUAAAGAUUGAUUUGAAACCAAAAGACAAGCCCAGAAUCAUAUUGGAUAACUAUGAUGAACAAUUCAAUGAUGGCAAAUGGCAUUCGUUUGUGAUAUCGAUUGAGAGAAAUCGUCUGAUCCUAAAUAUUGAUCAGCGACCGAUGACUACCACAAAGAAUCUGCAAAUAGCUACUGGGCGUCUCUACUAUAUAGCUGGUGGCAAAGAGAAAAACGGUUUUGUCGGCUGCAUGCGUUUAAUUUCCGUCGAUGGCAAUUAUAAGCUACCCCAGGAUUGGGUCCAAGGCGAAGAGGUGUGUUGUGGCGAUGAUGUCGUCGUCGAUGCCUGCCAAAUGAUUGAUCGUUGCAAUCCAAAUCCCUGCCAGCACAAGGGUAUUUGCCAUCAGAACUCAAGGGAAUUCUUCUGCGACUGCGCUCAAACUGGCUAUGCAGGAGCUGUUUGUCACACUUCCAACAAUCCGCUAUCCUGUCAAGCUCUUAAGAAUGUCCAGCAUGUACAGCAGCGUGUCAAUCUUCAGAUUGACGUUGAUGGCAGUGGUCCAUUGGAACCAUUCCCUGUAACUUGUGAAUUUUAUUCGGACGGCCGUGUGAUAACAACCUUGAGUCAUAGCCAGGAGCAUACCACCACUGUGGAUGGCUUCCAGGAGCCUGGAUCAUUCGAGCAAUCAAUUAUGUACGAUGCCAAUCAAUUGCAAAUCGAAGCAUUACUCAAUCGAUCUCAUAGCUGCUGGCAGCGCUUAAGCUAUUCCUGUCGUUCCUCAAGACUAUUCAAUUCGCCUUCCGAGGUUGGCAAUUUCCGUCCGUUUUCGUGGUGGAUAUCACGAAAUAAUCAGCCCAUGGACUAUUGGGCAGGUGCCUUGCCUGGCUCGAGGAAAUGUGAAUGUGGUAUUCUCGGCAAAUGUCAUGAUCCAACCAAAUGGUGUAAUUGUGAUUCCAAUUCCUUGGAAUGGACAGAGGAUGGCGGUGAUAUCAGAGAGAAGGAACAUUUACCUGUGCGUGCAGUGAAAUUUGGCGACACUGGCACUCCAUUGGAUGAGAAACAGGGUAGAUAUACCCUGGGCCCAUUGCGCUGUGAGGGCGACGAUCUAUUUAGCAAUGUGGUGACAUUCCGGAUAGCCGAUGCUUCGAUAAACUUACCUCCAUUUGAUAUGGGUCAUUCGGGUGAUAUUUAUUUGGAAUUCCGUACUACCCAAGAGAAUUCAGUGAUCUUCCAUGCCACCGGACCAUCCGAUUACAUCAAAUUAAGUCUCAUCAAUGGCAAUAAAUUGCAAUUCCAAUAUCAGGCCGGAAGCGGUCCACUUGGAGUCAAUGUGGGCACCAGCUAUCAUUUGAAUGAUAAUAAUUGGCAUACAGUCAGUGUGGAGAGGAAUCGCAAAGAGGCUCGCUUGGUGGUCGAUGGUUCGAUCAAGGCCGAAGUGCGUGAGCCACCAGGUCCGGUGCGAGCUCUUCACUUGACCUCCGAUUUGGUUAUAGGAGCUACCACUGAAUACCGUGAUGGUUAUGUUGGAUGCAUUCGUGCUUUGUUAUUAAAUGGUAAAAUGGUCGACCUUAAGCAAUAUUCCAUGCGUGGCCUCUAUGGCAUCAGCACAGGCUGUGUGGGUCGCUGUGAGUCCAGCCCGUGUCUUAAUAAUGGCACUUGCAUUGAACGUUAUGAUGGCUAUAGUUGCGAUUGCCGUUGGAGCGCCUUCAAAGGACCCAUUUGUGCAGAUGAAAUUGGCGUUAACUUGCGCUCCAGUUCGAUUAUACGUUAUGAAUUUGAAGGCUCUUUCCGUUCCACUAUUGCCGAAAAUAUACGCGUUGGCUUUACCACAACCAUUCCAAAGGGUUUCCUAUUAGGUUUCUCAUCAAAUCUCACUGGCGAAUAUCUAACCAUACAGAUUUCCAAUUCGGGACACUUGCGUUGCGUAUUCGACUUUGGUUUCGAACGUCAGGAGAUAAUAUUUCCGAAAAAGCAUUUUGGUCUAGGUCAAUAUCAUGAUCUUCAUUUUAUGCGAAAGAACAGCGGCUCGACAGUGGUCCUUAAAGUGGAUAAUUAUGAGCCAGUUGAAUAUAAUUUCGAUAUUAAAGCCUCGGCAGAUGCUCAAUUCAAUAAUAUUCAAUAUAUGUAUAUUGGUAAAAACGAAUCAAUGACCGAUGGUUUUAUUGGUUGUGUGUCGAGAGUGCAAUUUGAUGAUAUAUAUCCAUUGAAACUGAUGUUCCAACAGAAUCCACCGAGUAAUGUGAAAUCUUUGGGCACCCAACUAACUGAAGACUUUUGUGGCGUCGAGCCAGUAACUCAUCCACCCAUUGAAAUCGAGACAAGGCCACCGCCUCUGGUCGAUGAGGAGAAACUGCGCAAGGCCUACAAUGAAGUGGAUUCUGUAUUAUUGGCAUGCCUUUUGGUUAUACUAUUCCUCUUGCUUAUUUUAAUGUUCUUCCUGAUUGGCCGCUACUUGCAUAGGCAUAAAGGUGACUAUUUAACGCACGAGGAUCAGGGAGCCGAUGGUGCCGAUGAUCCCGAUGAUGCUGUACUCCAUUCCACCACUGGCCAUCAAGUCAGAAAGCGGACAGAGAUUUUCAUUUAAUUUGAAAUCUAUUUACAACGCAUAGAAGACACAAAAUAAACUAUACACAUACACACACACACACACAUGACAAACACAUACACACACAUGUAAACAGCCUUAGACAACGACUCAGACUCUCACCAAAAAGAAAAAAAUUCACAAAAGAACGAUUAUUGGAAAAUCGCGAUUUUUCCAUUUUCCACUGCCAAUUGUUUUUAGGCAUGAUUUCGUUUCAACUUUUUUGUUUGUUUUCUUUGGUUUCGUUUAAUGUAUGUUGACGGCACUUUGACCUUAUAAAAAAAAAGAAACAACCCGUCCAUUUUGAUUUAGUUCUUUAGUUGUUUUUACAUUUUCUUUUCUUUACCAAAUUAAGUGAAAUAAAUUUAUUUUGUAAUAUUUUUGUAUAACAUUUAAACACCUAAACAUAUAUACAUACACUUACCACACACACAGUCACACACAAAAAAAAACAUUCCAUUAUAUUUAAAAAAUA
Messenger RNA from Drosophila willistoni, 4497 nucleotides. RefSeq names its product neurexin-4 (gene Nrx-IV). The transcript has 13 exons. The record is from RefSeq and is a predicted model, not a curated record. Lineage: Eukaryota; Metazoa; Arthropoda; Insecta; Diptera; Drosophilidae. Bases 162 to 4022 code for a protein of 1286 amino acids.